AUGACGAGAGAAAUACCGCAGCAGACGCCCGCACAGAUACCGCCAGACGCUUGGGACCCCAUCCAAUACGGGAACGCACAACCGACCGCGAAGUGCUUGUCGACAGUCAUGCAACACAUCGCGGACCUGAACGACCACCGGCCCUACGGGGUGUUCAUAAAGCCGGAGGAUGACGACGUGACCAAGAUCAACGUCCUCGUCAUGGGGCCCAUCGGCACGCCCUACGAAGGGGGCUUCUUCCACUUCCUGCUCAAGUGCCUGCCGGACUACCCCGCCAGGCCACCACUGGUGCGCCUCAUGACCACGGACUCUAAUCGAGUGCGCUUCAACCCGAGCUUCUACGAAAACGGCAAGGUGUGCCUGGCACUACUGGGCACGGACACGACCGGACCUACUUGGACGCGCUACAACACCAUCGGAAACGUGGUGACUGCCAUCAAGUCGUUGCUGUCGAACGAGAAUCCCGUCGCCGAGGGGUCAGCUUUCGGCGUCAUCCCGGCCAUGGGAACGUGGCUGAACAGCGGCAUCUGCUACAACACCGUCUUGCAGCACGAGACCAUCAGGGUCGCUGUGUGCGACGUGGUCGAAGACUGCCUGAGGGGCAGUUCCCUUUUCCCGAACCCUCUCAGGGACGAGGUGCUGAAACACUUCGCGCAGUUUUACGGCUACUACGAGAAGGUGGUCAGGGAGCGGCUGCCCCUGACGGGUUCCUUUAUGAACGACGCGUUCGAUGGCGGCAUCGCCGCGUUCCAGUACGAGACGCUCCUGACGCGUUUGCAGGAUUUACGCGAGCGGGUCGGCGCGAGAAAUUAA
Molecule: messenger RNA, 813 nt
Organism: Dermacentor silvarum
Lineage: Eukaryota; Metazoa; Arthropoda; Arachnida; Ixodida; Ixodidae
Product: ubiquitin-conjugating enzyme E2 Z
Exons: 1
Coding region: 1-813 (270 amino acids)
Biological process (GO): negative regulation of apoptotic process
Cellular component (GO): nucleus
Molecular function (GO): ubiquitin conjugating enzyme activity; cysteine-type endopeptidase inhibitor activity
Source: RefSeq, a predicted model, not a curated record